UCUUAGACAAAAUUUUACAUUGAAGUAUUCCUGUCUAAUAUAUGAAGGCAAGGAUUACGUGGAUGUAAAACAGGCAGUACACGAUUACUUCAUUUAUUUGUUAUUAAUAUUGUGGUGUGACUUUCUAGUACUAUUUUAGCUUGCUUUUUUUCUAUUAAAAGUUAAAAUAGUCGUUUUACGUGAAUAUAAGUUACUUUUUCUGAUAGCAACGAAAGAUUACUCUUUAUUGUUUUAAACAAAUCGACUUGAAUACUGUACAAUUUUAAAACAGAAUUAUAUUGUUUCGAUAAAAUUUACAAUAUAUAUAUAUGUAUAUAUAUAUAUUGUAAAUACAUAUAUCCGAUCAAUUCUUACGAAACAAAAAUAUGGCAGAUGAUAAAAAUGAAGAUACAAAAGAGGAUAAAUGCAAAGAAAAUAAAGACCAACUACAAAUGAUAGCUGCAGAAGAACGUUUAGAAUAUUUUAAGAAAUUAGAAAAAUGGUUACAUGAAGCCUAUGCUUGGCAGAGUAUGGCUGCAAUGUUUCCAUAUUAUUUAAUGUCUGGACAAAUAAUAAAUCCAUCAUCUGGUGUACCAUCAUUCUCGUCACAAGUAUCAAAUGUAGCAAAUACACAUAGGUUAAUUGUUGGCACAAAUGGUCAAGAGAACGAUCCAUUCCGACAAAGAAGACCUCAAGAUCAUGUAGGACCUCCAUUCCAACCUGGAGCUGAAGGCUUUGAAUAUCGUAUACCUCCAAUAUGGAAGAGAUUUGCAGCAGAGUUUAUAGAUUCAACAAUGUUGUUUCUUUUGAAGUUUUCCAUUACUUUCUUUGCUAUUGAUGUUUUUGAUUUCAUAGAUAUAGAUGAUCUAGACUUGGUACGGGCAAAUUUGAGAAUUGAUUAUAAAAUGGCUUUAGAAAUGACAUAUGGUAUAUUAGUAUUAGAAAUAAUUCAUCGUGUAAUAGUGUGCAUUUUUGAAGCAUUUUGGCUUCAACAUGGUGUAAAUGGUCGUAUUGGUGGUGCAACACCUGGAAAAUCCAUGAUGGGAUUAAGAGUUGUUCAAUGUCGUAGCGUUACACCUGUUGAUAGACCUGAUGAUCCUGAUGUUGUACUUGUUUCUCCAGGAACAGAUUUAGGCUUACCGUUAGCAAUUGGAAGAUCAGUUGUGAAAAAUAUGAUUUUAGCAUUUUUAUUCCCUAUAUGUUUUGCCUUAUUUUUCUUCAGAUUUAAUAGAACUGUUUAUGAUUUACUUUGUAAUUCUAUUGUGGUUGAAGAUCCUUACAGAAACUUAAAUAAUAAUAGACUUCAUCAACAAUAAAAUAUCAAAAUAUCAUUUAUAUCUAUAUUGUAUAUAUUGAAUGUGUGUACGAGCGUAUAUAAUAUGUACAUAACAUUUAAAAUUAUUGAAUAUUGCAAUAUUAUAAAAUAUUUUUCUAGAUGUAUUAUGAAAGAUCCUAUAAUUUCUGGAUACAUUUCUGGAACAAAUCUA
Messenger RNA from Apis florea (little honeybee), 1466 nucleotides. RefSeq names its product protein FAM8A1. The record is from RefSeq and is a predicted model, not a curated record. NCBI's taxonomy places the organism in Eukaryota, Metazoa, Arthropoda, Insecta, Hymenoptera, Apidae.